Messenger RNA from Meloidogyne enterolobii, 2511 nucleotides. The record is from the annotation of a GenBank genome assembly. NCBI's taxonomy places the organism in Eukaryota, Metazoa, Nematoda, Chromadorea, Rhabditida, Meloidogynidae.
AAAAUGCCACCAGCUGGAGUUACUGAUACUCCCGUUAAGGAUGCUGCUGCUAGUGAAAUUAAGCCAGAUCCGGAUUAUGAAUUUCGCCGUAAAGCUUUGGAUCUAGUUGAAGAUUGGCAAAAGCAUGACAGCGACAGUCAAGAAGACAAAAAGCACCGAGAAGAAACAAUUUUGCCAAAAAUCAAAGAACUUGUGAUUCAUAAUUUGAAUCACAAUGCUGAGAUUGAGGCUUGCGAUAUAUUGAUGGAAAUUGAGAGGAUUGAUCUUCUGAAAGAAAUGGCACAAAAACUGGAACAUUUGGACUAUGAACGAAUUUGCCUUUAUAUUUUGAGCUGUGCUCCUUUCAUUCCUGAUCCAGAGAACAUUACUUUGAUUGAUAUGGCAAGGGAUUUGUAUAUGCACUUUGGGAAGAAUAUUGAAGCUUUACGAUGUGCAAUGAGAACCAACAAUACCAGUGCUAUUGAAAAGAUUUUUGGGUCAACAACUGACGGAGCAAUAAAAAUGCAAAUGUCUUUGAUGCUUGGACGACAACAAAUCUUUCUAGAAGUCGAAGAUCAGCUUCUCUCUCAAUUAAAUGCGAAUUUCUAUUUGAACAAACACUUUUUGGCUUUUGCUCGCGAAUUGGAUUUGAUGACACCAAAAACUCCAGAUGAGGUUUACAAAACUUAUUUGGAGCCAAAUCGUCCGUUUGCUACUCAACAAGUUAAAAAUAUGACUUUGCAAAAUUUGGCUUCUUCCUUUGUUAAUGGUUUUGUUAACGCGGGUUUUGGAACUGACGCGUUUUUCAAAGAUGAGAAGAGCACUAGUGAUUGGUUAGCAAAACACAAAGAAUGGGCCGCUUUUUCUACUGCUGCUACGUUUGGUUUGAUUCACCAUUGGAAUGUGGAUUCACUCAACAACUUUGAAAUUCAUACACAAUCAAAGGAUAUUUAUGUGAAGGCUGGCGCUCUAUUCGCCACGGGUAUCGUCUUUUCGGGCGUCCAAGAUCCUGAAGUCGAUCCUGCCUUUGCCAUCUUGCAAGAUUUUCUAUUCAAUGAACACUUACCUUUACGCGUUGCGUCAAUAUUUGGACUAGGGUUGGCCUAUGCAAAUAGUAAACGCCAAACAGUUAUUGACCAAGAAGAAAGUGUUGUGCAGAGUUUAAGAAAGGUUAUCGCGGAUGAUCAAAUUUUGGCUAAUCAAGCUGAAGUUAAAGGGUUGGCUGCAUUGUCUCUUGGUUUCAUUCUUAUUGGAUCAGGAAGAGAAAAUAGUGAAACUGUCUGUGAAUUGCUAACUUAUUUAAUGAGUGGGGUCGAUUUGAAUGAUGUUAAUAUGAGAUUGGUGGCUCUUGGAAUUGGGCUUAUAUUUUUGGGGAGACAAAAUGAAUGCGAUGAGACAAUACUUGAACCACUUCGUGCACUUUCCGACCCCUUUGGAAAAAUUGCUUCAACAUUGGUAGAUGUUUGUGCUUAUGCUGGAACUGGAAAUGUAUUGAAAGUGCAAGAGAUGUUGCAUAUUUGUUCUGAACAUUACGAGAAGGAGGCGCAGAAAGAGGAGUCUAAAACCAAAGUUCCUUCUGGUGCUCCAUUGCCUGAUAUUACAGCACCUGCGGCCUCUGUACCAACUAAUUCUGCUAAUGGCGAUGCAGAGGAAGGAGAAGCUGCUACCUCCACAAAAUCGCAAACAAAGAGUGAAGAGGCUCCAGAAUGUUUAAGCCAAGCAGUAGCUGUUCUUGGGAUUGCGCUUGUGGCAAUGGGUGAAGAUAUUGGAUCUCAGAUGUGCCUUCGACAGUUUGGACAUUUGUAUCGUUAUGGAGAGCCAGUUAUUAGACGUGCCGUUCCUUUAGCUCUUGCUCUCUUGAGUCCAUCAAAUCCUCAAUUAACUGUUAUUGAAACACUCAGCAAGUAUAGCCACGAUUCUGAUGCAGAAACUGCAAGAAACGCAAUCUUUGCCUUAGGAUUGGUUGGAGCAGGAACGAAUAAUGCAAGAGUAUUGGCUAUGUUAAGACAGUUGGCUAGUUAUCAUUCACGUGAUCAGAAAACAAUGAUUCUUUUACGCAUUGCUCAAGGAUUAAUUCAUUUGGGUAAAGGAACAAUGACUUUAAACCCAUUCCACUCUGAUCGUCAAUUGAUUUGUCCAACUGUUGUUGGAGCAUUGCUUUGCACUUGUUUAGCUUUUAUUGAUUCUGAACAAACCGUACUUAAUGGUCGACAACACUAUUUACUCUUCUCAUUGGUUGCUGCCAUCCAGCCAAGAAUGUUAAUAACGGUCGUGCAAGAUACAAAGGAUGAGAAUGAACUGGUUCAAAAAUCUGUGCAAGUUCGUGUUGGUCAGGCUGUCGAUGUUGUCGCCCAAGCCGGCAAACCGCGUGCAAUUACUGGAUUCCAGACGCACUCAACACCUGUACUAUUAGGCUAUGGUGAGAGGGCUGAACUUGCUGAUGAUGAUUAUAUUCCAUUGACACCUGUUUUGGAAGGAAUCGUAAUUUUGAAGAAAAAGGAGACGGAGGAGGAAAAGAAGAUUAAAAAGUGA